ACAGUUUUCAUCGAUCUUAUAGUAAUUGCUCUUGCCAUCAUCCAGUUUCUUCCGAAUAUUCUUGAUAUUAUUUUGCCAUUGGACAAACCACGACCACAUAAACUUAUUAUUAUGGCGGAAUAUUUGAUUUUUCAGGAUAAGUACUUCAUCACUAAAGCGCUGCAUGAAAUGAUGCUUAUUGCGAUAAGUGCAGUAAUUAUGUUUGCAACAGCGUCACAAUUAUUAGUAUUUAGCUACCAUUCUUUUGGGAUGUUCAAAAUUGCCAGUUAUCGAAUAGAACACUCCAUCGAGGAUAGUGUAUUGCAUGUACUACAUCCCAAAAAGGAAUACGCAAUUUACAAUAGGAUAAUGCACGCCGUAAUUGCACACCGUAGAGCUUUGGAGUUAGUAUAUCGCAUUUUCUUUGUAAUUUUUUAUAUUUAAAAUAUUCUUUUCAAAAAAAUAUUUGUCUACUUAUCUCAUUCCGAUAUUUUCGAAUACAAAGAUAUUAUAAAUGAUGUAUGUAAAAGUAUCAAAUAAGCUAUGUCACAUAGUGCAUAUGGAUGCCUAUAUCUUAUGGAUAUUUAACUUUUCGUUUCUUUUUGAGACUACUUUAAUUUCUAUUUAAUCCUUCAAUGUUACACUAUAUGUUUAGUCGCGAAAGCAACACAUUGAGUCCUUCAGUCUUGUAUAAAAUGUCUUGUAUAAAAAUAGCGAUUAUAAAGAGUAUAUUAUAACAAAUCUUUCUUUCAAUCGAAACGUCAGAUAUUAAUAAAUAUAACAGUAAUGAGCAAAUUUAUGUAUUAUUAUUAUUAA
This is a messenger RNA of Wasmannia auropunctata (little fire ant), 795 nucleotides long. RefSeq lists its product as uncharacterized. Lineage: Eukaryota; Metazoa; Arthropoda; Insecta; Hymenoptera; Formicidae. Bases 112 to 423 code for a protein of 103 amino acids. The transcript has 2 exons. The record is from RefSeq and is a predicted model, not a curated record.